UUCCUAUAAAGUGGCCGUUGGACCCACGGAUUGACUAUGUUUUUUACCUACUCGAUCAAAUCAAGAAUGAAGAAUUAUUGUAUCAAAGUACAGUGAUCAAACUCACUCAUAUCUAUUGAUUCAAAGGUCAACUUCCAAAAUUCAAUAAAUCUUGAAACUUUUGUUCCAAUUCAGCUAUGGCAAUAUCUCUUUGCUUCUCUUCCCUCAUUUCAAACACAAAACAAUAUCCAAGAAUCCCUCUUUAUAAAACCAUCAAGCCCAUUUUUACUUUGACAAGGCCAAAAAUUUCUAACCCAAAUUUUCAGAGCAUUAGAUGUGUUUCUGAAAAUGCUCAGAAUCUUGAUGUGGUUCCAGCAAAAUCCAGAUGGGAAAAUUGGCUGUCAAUUGGAGCAAGUCUUUAUCCUGUUUAUGUUACUGUUGGUGGGGUUGUUGCCUGUUUAAAGCCAUCCACUUUUUCAUGGUUUGUCAAGUCUAGUCCUACUUCAUAUAGUUUGGCUCUUUGGUUUAUAAUGCUUGCUAUGGGUCUUACUUUGGAGAUCAAAGAGUUGCUCAAUUUGUUAUUGCAAAGGCCUCUUUCUAUUCUGUUUGGUUGUGCGGCUCAGUAUACAAUUAUGCCAGUCUUGGGACUGAUUCUCAGCAAAUUUUUGGGUCUCUCUCCUUCAAAUUCAGUUGGUCUGAUAUUGCUUGCUUGUUGCCCUGGAGGUACAGCAUCCAACGUGGUGACCUUAAUUGCUCAAGGAGAUGUUCCGCUAUCAAUAGUGAUGACAGCAUGCACCACUAUUGGUGCAGUGCUUCUCACUCCCUCCUUGACAAAAAUUCUAGCAGGAACUUAUGUUUCUGUGGAUGCUAUUAAGCUUUCCAUCAGCACGCUCCAGGUUGUGGUUGCUCCAAUCCUCCUAGGUUCUUAUAUGCAGCACAAAUUUCCGAAAGCAGUGAAAAUUGUUACACCUUUUGCUCCCCUUCUAGCUGUCUUAGCUACAUCUCUUGUAGCUUCCAGUAUAUUCUCUGAAAAUGUUGGUUGUCUGAGAUCUUCGGUGGUUGGCAUAUCACUCUCUUCUGAUUUGCCUGUACUCACUCGUGCUCAGAAUUUGCUAACUAGUGAAUUUGGGCUCGUUGCGGUGUCUGUUGCAUCGCUUCAUUUUGCUGGUUUCUUUGUUGGGUAUCUUUCUGCUGCUUUGGUUGGGUUCAGCGAACCUCAAAGACGGGCUGUAUCUAUCGAGGUGGGCAUGCAAAAUUCUGCCUUGGGAGUGGUUUUAGCGACCUCCCAUUUCUCCUCCUCACCAGCAGUUGCAUUACCUGCUGCAACUUCAGCGAUCAUUAUGAACAUAAUGGGUAGUUGUUUAGGUUUCUUUUGGAGAUGUACUAACCCUCCUCAACCAAAGAUUAGUCUUGAAGUGACUGAUAAAUUAUGAAUAUUCAUGGUGAACCAUAGUGUUCUGUUUCUUCAUAUUUGUACAACUAUCGUAUAUUUUUUGUUUU
Messenger RNA from Lycium barbarum (goji berry), 1479 nucleotides. RefSeq names its product probable sodium/metabolite cotransporter BASS1, chloroplastic. The record is from RefSeq and is a predicted model, not a curated record. Gene Ontology annotation, cellular component: membrane. The transcript is spliced from 7 exons. The coding region runs from base 177 to 1412 and encodes 411 amino acids. Lineage: Eukaryota; Viridiplantae; Streptophyta; Magnoliopsida; Solanales; Solanaceae.